This is a messenger RNA of Mytilus californianus (California mussel), 1568 nucleotides long. Its product is annotated as neuronal acetylcholine receptor subunit beta-3-like. Gene Ontology annotation, cellular component: synapse; neuron projection; postsynaptic membrane. The coding region runs from base 75 to 1457 and encodes 460 amino acids. Gene Ontology annotation, molecular function: transmembrane signaling receptor activity; acetylcholine-gated monoatomic cation-selective channel activity. The record is from RefSeq and is a predicted model, not a curated record. The transcript has 7 exons. NCBI's taxonomy places the organism in Eukaryota, Metazoa, Mollusca, Bivalvia, Mytilida, Mytilidae. Gene Ontology annotation, biological process: nervous system process; chemical synaptic transmission; signal transduction.
UGACGCUUUUAUAUAGAUUGACAUGUAAAUAAAAUGAUUGAUUCACUAAUUUCUUUUUCCGAAGUCGUUUAAUCAUGAUGGUAACGUGUAAGGUGUGGUUGGUGUUGGUAUUCCUGCUCCUUCAAUGGCAAGGUGCAAAAGGUCACAUGAUCGAUAACUUAGCAGACUCAUUGUUUACUGGUUACAAAGAGGCUGUUAGACCACAAUGCCAAGCUAAUGAUACAACAACCGUUGAUCUAUACAUGUCCCUCAGACAAAUCAUAGACAUUGAUGAGCCUCAACAAAUUAUCAAACUGAACGUUUGGAUAAGAAUGAAAUGGUCAGAUUGUAGACUAAAUUGGUAUGCUCCGAACUUCGGGAAUAUAACUGGAUUCGUAGUACCAUAUAAUACUGUAUGGGUGCCAGACAUUACCUUGUACGAUAAUGCUGAACCUGUUUUAUCCGGCCUUAAAGAUUACAGAGCUAACUUGAAUCAGGAAGGAGAAAUUAAGUACAAUUUCCCAUCUCUCAUCACCAGUGUUUGUGCUUUAGAUAUCCGAUACUUUCCAUUUGAUUUUCAAGUUUGUUCGUUAACGCUUGGUUCAUGGGCUUAUAAUGGCUGGGACAUCAACGUUACUCAUUCCUCUGACAAAAUAGAACUACAAUCGUAUAUAGAAAAUAGCGAAUGGCGUCUUCGAGAUGCGUUCAUUACUCGCGUCGAGCCACUUUACGACGGAGUUCCGUUUCCGACUGUGAAGUUCCAUUUAAAACUAAAGCGGAAACCCUUAUUUUAUAUAGUCAAUGUGGUUUUUCCUUGCUUGUUGAUUACCUUUGUAGCAGUAUUAGGUUUUCUGCUGCCACCAGAUUCCGGAGAGAAAAUCAGUUUACAAGUGACUGUGCUAUUGUCUCUUGCUGUCUUCCAGUUAGUAAUACUAGAUAUGAUCCCGGCAUCUGGCGAUUCAUUUCCCUUCAUAAGUUUGUAUUUUACAUUUUCAAUGCUGAUUGUUGCCAUUUCCUGUUUAUUAACGGUAGUUGUACUGAGAAUACAUUUUAAAGGCAAAUAUGGCGUGCAUCUAAGUGAGCGCAUUAGAAAAUAUUUCCUUAUACCACUGACGAGGCUGACUUUCAUUGACCUCAGGAAGUAUUCCUUGCAUCCAACGAAUGCAAUCGAUGCCAAAGAUUAUGACAAGGACCAACUGUACCAGGAACGCCAUAACUCCGUCAGCUCAGACGUACAAAAGACAGAAGAUUAUAGUUUGUAUAAAGAUAAACAAGUUCUGAGUUAUCUUGAGAGCAUAUUGAGCAACAUAAAAAGAAUAAAUGAAUUUGUUAAUGGUAGUUAUGACCAACAUGAAGUUGAGAAAUGGUGGAAUGUCUUCUCGAUGGCGUUUGAUAGACUCUUCUUAGUCAUUUACUUGUUGUGUACUAUUGCAGUGGCUUUAAUUCUUACAGCACCCUCAAUGCAUCAAGAAAAUUGAAUCUCGGAACCAUUUUUAUAUAUUAUAAGGUACAGAUAUACAUGUACAAAAUGUGCACUGGUCAGAAUCUUGGACGAUUUACUUUUUGUAUUAAAUAAAAAUUACUCUACG